Ilex paraguariensis (yerba mate) is the source of this 606-nucleotide messenger RNA. Lineage: Eukaryota; Viridiplantae; Streptophyta; Magnoliopsida; Aquifoliales; Aquifoliaceae. The record is from the annotation of a GenBank genome assembly.
AUGGCGGUUCCAUUUACAACACUGUCGAAUGUUGGAUCGUUUUCAGGCCCACGAAACCUCUCCCCGAACAAAAUUCUCUGCCCUCCGUGUACCUCUGCUAAGCUUCCAAAAUCUACAUUUCUUUCACAUCCGUUGUCGUCGAGCUUGUUGUCCGGCAGGUCUUCAACCAACGGUUCGCUUGGAACAAGUAGAAACCGUGGACUUUGGGGCUCGGUUCGGGCCACUGCUCAGGAAGUACCAUUACAAUCCAAAGUGACCCAGAAAGUGUAUUUUGAUAUAAGCAUUGGGAAUCCGGUAGGAAAGCUUGCCGGCAGAAUUGUGAUUGGAUUGUUUGGUGAUGAUGUGCCCCAAACUGCAGAGAAUUUCCGUGCUCUCUGCACAGGAGAGAAGGGCUUCGGCUACAAUGGUUCUACAUUCCAUCGUGUCAUCAAGGAUUUCAUGAUUCAAGGAGGAGACUUUGAUAAAGGGAAUGGAACUGGUGGUAAAAGCAUAUAUGGCCGGACAUUUAAAGAUGAGAACUUCAAUUGUAAGUUGGUCCUCCCCCCCUACUUAGAUUUGCUAGAUGUUGGAACCCAUGGUUGUUAUCUUGGGUGUCUUCCAUUCUGA